Messenger RNA from Penicillium mononematosum, 897 nucleotides. RefSeq names its product Reverse transcriptase RNA-dependent DNA polymerase. Lineage: Eukaryota; Fungi; Ascomycota; Eurotiomycetes; Eurotiales; Aspergillaceae. The record is from RefSeq and is a predicted model, not a curated record. The annotation marks the transcript as partial. The transcript is spliced from 2 exons.
GAUAAAUGGUUUGCUGCCGCACAAAAAGAGCUACAAUCUCACUUGCAAAAUGGCAGCUGGAAGAUCGUUGACAGAGACGCCAAUAAGACAAAGAGGAAACCCCUUACCCUUCGCUGGGUCUUUGACAUUAAAAAGGACGAUGGCCGCUAUAAAGCCCGCCUCGUUGCACGGGGAUUCAAUCAAGUUAAAGAUGUAGACUUCCAUGAAGUAUACUCUUUUGUUGCAAAGCCUAUGUCAUGUAAGAUCUUCUGUGCCAUUGCCGCUGCACUAGGCUGGAGCUUCACCAUUUCGACAUCAAGGCCGCACCUUGAAUGCAGAUAUCAAUGGAGACAUACACAGUCGGGAUCUAUCUCUCUCUCCCAGAAGAAGUUUAUUGCUACUCUUCUUUAUCAGUACGGCAUGCAAAACUGUAAGCCAGUGUCAACCCCAUUCAAUGAGAAAGAACCUCUGAUUCCAUACACUGGGACUACGUCACUCGCAGCAUGCAAGCUCUAUCAAGAGCAAGUGGGAAAAGCUAUCUGGCUAAUGGUUGGGACUCGACCGGACAUCUCCUAUGCUACCAUUCAGCUAGCAAAGCAUGCUAGAAAUCGGGGUCCCCAGCAUAAACAAGCUGUCAAACGCCUGUUUCGUUACCUAGCAGGCACAGUUGAUCUUCUCAUCUGGUAUCACCGUGAUCCUGAUCAAGCCACUCAUGAUCAUGAUCAAUCACGAACAUUUCGUGAUCCUGCUUCCUUUUCUUCAUUGUCACUCCAUGGAUUCUGCGACGCUGACUACGUUGACCCGCGUUCAACAAAUGGAAUCUCUACGUCUGGCUUCGUGUUUCACCUUGCUGGAGGUCCUAUCAACUGGGCUUCCAAAAAGCAGGCAUGUUUUGCAUUGUCAUGUACUGAAUCCUAG